Canis lupus familiaris (dog) is the source of this 2457-nucleotide messenger RNA. RefSeq names its product RPA interacting protein (gene RPAIN). Gene Ontology annotation, cellular component: nucleus; PML body. Lineage: Eukaryota; Metazoa; Chordata; Mammalia; Carnivora; Canidae. The record is from RefSeq and is a predicted model, not a curated record. The transcript is spliced from 6 exons. Gene Ontology annotation, biological process: protein import into nucleus. The coding region runs from base 135 to 1061 and encodes 308 amino acids.
AAUCAGGCGGGGGCGGCGCUGCGGGAAGGCCAGCCCUCGGAGCGCAGCCGGAGACCUGCGUCUCUGAUUGCCGCUCGGACACUAGUCUAAGCCUAGACGCACCUCCCUUAGUCCAGGUUGGGUUGACCUCACAAAUGCCACCGCGGCCACGCAUCCUCGGGGUCGCCCCAGUCCGUCUCCGUGCGGGGCUGGCAGAUGGGACGGCCGUUCCCAGAACGCCCCGCGGGCGCGCGCGAGGAGAGCCCGCAAACUACAAUUCCCAGGGUCCUGCGCGCCCUCGGGGGGCGCGGCUUCCUGGCGGCGACGCUUGCAGAGAGAUGGCCGAGGCGCCGGGCUCCGGGCGCCGCUCGCUGUACAAGGCGGUGGGCUCGCCGCGGUGGAAGGACGCCUUCCGGCAGGGAUGCCUGGAGAGAAUGAGAAACAGUCGGGACAGGCUGCUGAACAGAUACCGCCAGGCUGGAGGCAGUGUGCCGAGGAGAGCUCAGAGCACCCUUCUGGUGCAAGAAGUGAUGGAAGAAGAGUGGCAUGCUCUGCAGUCCAUGGAGCGCUGCCCAGAAGCCUUGAGUCAGCUGGAGGAGCUGAUGGACCUGGCUGUGCUCGAGGAGAUCCAGCAGGAGCUGGCUGACCAAGAACGGUCCAUCCUCACUGAGUACGAGCAGAGCCUGCAGUUCGAUGAAGAGUGUCUGCGUGUCAUGCUGGCCGAGUGGGAGGCAAACGCUCUCGUGUGUCCCGUGUGUACAAAGUACAAUCUGAGGGUAUCAGGUGGCGUGGCCAUGUGUCCGUGUGGCCUCUACCUCUCUUCCCAGUCUCCAGAACUGACUGAGCAGACGCUUCGUGGCUGCUUGGAGCGCAGCGUGAAUGAGCACAGCACACACUGUCCCCACACGCCUGAGUUUUUGGUCACAGAUGGGACAGAAGAAAAUUCCAGUCUCCUCAUGAGCUGCGUGGUGAGUCCCCCUGGGAUCCAGUGUAGGGGCCACUCAGUCGUGGCUUCAUUCCCACGUUGGCGGAAAUCAUGCUCAGAAACAGGCAGAGAUUUAAAAAUGCAGUUUAUUCUCUAAGGAGUUUUGCUUAGGGAUGUGGAGGUAAUGUGCUUGAGCUCAGAGGUGGCCGUCACCUGGAGGGCAGGACAUGGGGACCCCUGGGGGCAGGGCUGUGCUCCGACUCGGGUGUCACACCCCCGAGACCCAGAUGGGCCGUCCUGGAGCCAGUUUGGCAGGAGGAUGCAGGACAGCAUCAGGUCACUGAGGACGCCGGGCCCACAGCUCCCCAAGGGUGGGUGGUGGGGCGGGAGGCAGCAGGGUCACCCGAGUGCCGCGGGCUCCCAGGUGGCGGCCUGAGGUGGCUCAGGAUGUGGGCCCCACUGCUGGGGACACAGCCCACUCCCGUGGGGCAGGGGUGGUGCCCUCUGCCAUCUGCUGCUGGACCAUGUGCCUCAGUGGAGGACCCUGCCUUCCCCCAGGGUGCAAGGAGGUGGUGGGUGAAGGUUACGUGACAGGCUGGUGCUCCUGUGCUCCCACCACCCGGUACCCCCAGUGGACCCUCUGUGGGCAGGUGUCUACGCCACCUCCAUUCUGGGCCGCUUGAGCCUUCGGCUCCAUCCACAUGGCUCGGGGUCAGUUUGCACAAAUGCUUGAGUGCAGUUGUGCCCUAGACGCUGAAGCCUGACUCCUCACGCCUGCUUGGGCCCCUGCCGUGCCUGAUGCCGUCCCUGUGACACCGCCAAGUGACCUGCCGUGCCUUUUGUCCUCAAGGGCAAGCUCACAGCUUCGUCCUCCUGGCCCUGGCACAUGAGCAGGUCCGUCGUGUAUUGGAGGUUGGAGAUGUGAGUGGAGGUCGGGCUGUUGAAGAGCCCAGGACAGGCAGCUAUGGCCUCUGCCUCAUGGUUGAGGGACAAGCUGGCUGCCGCAGGGAGUGGAAGCCCAUGGGGUUUCUGGGGUCUGGGCCCCUGGGCCUAGCAGAGGGAAGCCCUGUGGAGGCACUGUGAUUGGCAGCGCUGGCUCCAGGGGAUCCGGGAGACCGCUGUGGGAGGGGGCAGCAGCAGAGCUGAGGCAGGAGCUUGGGAAGACCAAGGUUGUCAUCCUAGGCGUGCUGGGAGGGGCCAUGAGUUCUGAGUCUGCUGCAGGGGCAGGAGUGGUGUGGACGCCCCUGGGGCACAGGCCACAUCCUGGUCUCAGCUGAAGGAGCCUCACGUCCAUGCGGGGCCAAGAGAGCCAUCAGCCAUCAUAAGCUUGCAUCCUCCUGGCUGCCCGCCCUGGGCCCAAGGAGUCCCUUGUCAGGAUCCCGCCCCUCCCAUCUUUGCCCGAGGCGCACACGCAGCUGCUGGGCCCAGGCCGCUGUCUGGGGCUGCGGGAGGGAGGUUGGCAGUGAUGAUGCCUGAACGCGACAUACAGGUCACUGCGGACUGCAUACUCGAACCUUGGAGAUGAUGUGUGCAGCCUGAACUCUUCUGUUUCC